AUGGAUCUGGGAUGCACAGUGAUUAAGGUUAUAGAGACAAUCCUCUUCAGUUUGAAUGAAAUCCAAUGCAUUGAUUUUAAAGUGAAGCCAGUAACAUUCAAUGGUACAAGAGUUAAACUUCAAAUAUGGGAUACUGCUGGCCAGGAACGAUUCCAUACACUCAGUACUAGCUAUUUUCGUGGUGCACAAGGCUUUAUUCUUGUAUAUGACAUCACAAAUCUGGACAGUUUUCAAAGUAUAACAACCUGGAUGAAAGACAUACAUGAGAAAGCAGGUGAUGAAGUGGACGUAAUACUGUUGGGCAACAAGUGUGAUAAGGAGUCAGAACGUGUAGUUCCAAAGCAUAAAGGAGAAAAGCUUGCUUGGGAACAUGGAAUACCCUUUUUUGAAACCAGUGCUAAAGAUAAUGUAAACAUUGAGGAUGCAUUCUCAGUCUUGACUAAUGAAAUACUGGAAAAGAAAACCUGUGUAUUAUAUGACUUAGAUGUUGUGGCUCUAAAUGAAAGUAAGAAGAGAACCUGCUGUGCAUUCUGAAGUAUUGUUUCUUAAUCCAUUUUCUUUUCAGAAAAUAUUAAAUGUUGCAGAGGAACAUACAAGAUUUUAAAAGUGAGCCUGUAAUCCCAAAACACAGUAUUACACAGACUUUGUUGCCAAAUGUUUUGAUAUGUUUAUAUUAUAUUUUCAUAUUUUUAAUGUGAAGUUAAAACAAUUAUCUGACUUUGGAAUUAUUAGAUGCAUCGCAGGAUGACUGCAUUUGCAUACAAAUGUUUGCAGAAAUGAAUAUAAGUGAUAAUUUUCUAAGUCUAAUUUUCUCAUAUUAAAAAAAAAAUUACCUUGACUUCUUUUUUCUGUGUUAUUUCUGCAAGAUUUGUAAUGUAAUGAACAUUGACACCAUCACACAGGCAACUUUCUGAUACAUGAAAUCACUUUUGCUAUCCCCUAGAUAAUAUCUCUUUAAGUGGCUGAUAUUUACCGCAGUACGCUAAAAUAAUUUUCUGGGAAUUCUCGGCUUUGUUUCUUUUAUAGCCAUUUCAGAAACAUAGGUGUUACUUGAAUACCCUUGAACAGGGAGGCUGCAAAGGUGAGGGCUCAGAGGAACAAAUAAGAAUAAGCCGUAUACAAGAUCAGUAUGUUGCUGAGCCUUCCUUAGAAGGCAGGAAACAUGGAAUAAUAGAAUGCAUCCAGUAAUAAUUAUCUUGCUAAUAUAAAGUUUUAUUAUUCUAUGAAAUAAUUCAUGCAGGUGUUAGCAGCAUACCUGCAUUUUCAAAUGUUCCUUUGCUCAUAAAUGAUCACAAUUUUAAAAGGAUGUGCAGUGCUUAUUUGAUAUUGUGAGAUAUUUAUGUUAUUUUCUUAAUGUAUAAAUACAUCAGGUAUCUGAUUCUGCUCAUUUAGAUCUGUUUUAUACUGGUAUGUAAUAUCUUUAAUUUCAUUGAAGGAUAUAUGAUCUUAUUUAAACUUAAAUGAGGGCAGAAUCAGGUUACCAUUUUUUUUCUUUAAUCAAAGGCAAAGAAAAUACAAAUCAAACCUGCUGGACAGGCACAAAGCAAACACAAGUUAGGAAAUCUGAAGAAUUGUGAUCAUAUUGUCUUUUUAUUAAUUUUUUUUGCCUGGGAGUUGUGAUUCUUGCUAUUACAUUUAUUUUUUUUAUCACCAUUUUUGAAUUAAUAAUACUACUGUGCAAAACUGUGUUGUGAGCCACCUCAGCACAUCCAGAAAAACUAACUCCACUGGCUUAUUGUUCUGGAAUGUCACUCCCCUCCUGAAAUAUGCCUACUUCUUUUUGAGGGCUGUUUGCAGACUGUAAUAAUAUCAAAAUAUUAUUAAAUUUGGUAUUGAGACAGUGAGCUCAACUGGAAAAUGCUCUCUGAAGCAUAGGGGACAUAAUGUGCCUGCGCAUACUGCCGGGUUACUGUCCCACCAGGCCAUUUAGUAUGCUUGCAGAGGGGUGUGAAAGGAUGGGAAGGGCUUCGUGUUUACAGCUGCUCCAGACUACUCAUUAUGGUCAGUCACUUAAACUAGCAAAAUCUGAAAACAAGGAACAAAGGGUAAUCACUGCUUUAGUUACAACUGUAGCAGAGGAAGAAACCAGUGUUGGAAGGGAUUUUGAGAGGCUGUCUAGGUCCUUGUCUUGUGGUGUCUCUGAGUGGCAUACAGUCUGUUUUAAACUGGUUUGGCAAGCAGGAAGUUUCCUAAUACCUAACUUAACUGACACACGUGGAGAGCAGGCUCUCCCUUUCCUCUUGAUGUAGGUGAACACCUCUGCCUGCCCUCACUCUUCUCUUCAGGCCAGAGAGCCCCUGUCCCUUCUACCUUACCUUGUAAUUUUGGUUUUUGGAAUCCUUUGCCAGUUUUGUCUCUUUCCUCUCAAUAUUUUUGUGUUCUCAGCUAUCCUGGAGUUUAGACCUGAAAACUGAGCAGGCUAUUCUGUAAAAUGAUUUUUUCGUUAUCUUAUGAUACUCCUAUUUAUGCAUUCCAGCAUCAGCAUAAUACAAGAUAGCCUAGCACUGCUCAUGAUCCAUAAUCUCUUUCCUGAAGAACUGCUUUUUUAUCCUGAUCAUUGAAGAUUUUAUGAUUCAACCCAGUUAGUCUUUAUUUCACUUCCUUUCCUUCCUCUGUGUAGAUCAAAUUCUGCAGUUUUGCCUUCAGCACUGGAUCUCCCAUGAACUUCAAUCUGUCCUGAACUCACAGAAGUUUAGCAACUAGUUCUCUGAGUUUUAGUCUCCAUUUAGUUCCUCCUUCUCUUCCUAACAAUGAUAAAUAGAUAAAAGAGGGUAGGAUUGAUUUGUAAUUUUAAUUUUGUCUCUGUAUAGCUAACGAGCAUUUCAAAUACAGGAGUUUUUUCUAUACAUUUUUCCUUCUCGCAGUGUUUUCUGCUACUUGUGGCUUAAGUAUGAUCCACUCACUGGCUCACUUUAGGGAGAUGCAAACACUUAGGUUCCCAUUCAGUGUUUGCUGCAUGCUUCACCCCUCCUACCUGAUGCAGUGUGCUUCACCUAACACUCCAAAUAGCAAGAGUGCUCUCCUCUUUGCAUCUUUUGCUCUCCUGGAGCAAAACAGCUGCCUUUUUCUGAGCAUAUGCAUUGUUGGGUACGUUCACAGGAGUGUGCCACUGGGGAAAAACCACCACUCUCACUAGAAAGGACCAAAAAACUCUCCCACCAAAAUGGAACACUGUGCUUGGAGGCAUUUUCCCACCUAGAAAAUAGGAUGCAAGUUGUGAGCAUUAUCUUCAUUUAGUUCUCUCCGAAGCUGGAUGAUAGUGUUGCACAAAUUCCCACAGAUGGAAUUUUUAGAAUAAAUAAAGGUUAAAUAAGGGAUUUGACUGGAAAAAGGAGGACACCUUUUAUAGUGAAAUAGAAGAUAAAAGGUGAACAUUCACACCAGACCCUCAGAUCUCUUGAGAAUAUCCUACCUGAGCAAAGAUUGUUUGGAUUUUGCCAGUAAGACAGGAAUAACAUUCUCUUUCAAAACAUGAAACAUGAUGUACAGACAUCAACUAUAUCAAAUGUGGUGUUCUCUUUCCCCCUUGCCUCAGAGAAAUGUAGGUAUUUAGGAUCUGAUUCUGAAGCGAUCACUGCAUUGCCUGUUGUUUCCCACUGGACUUGUAAAUACUUAUUACAAAAAACAAGCCUUUGGUAUAAAGGCAAAUCACCUGUAGGAAGAAGAAAUGCAAAUUCAUGGGACGUUUUAAAGAAAUACUGACUAUGAGGGCUCUACAUGAAACAGUGUAUAAGGCUCAGAGUCUUAUUUGGUGCGUGUAUACUAAGGUGUAAAGCAUGUUACCAGAUUCAUACUAAAUCAGUUUGUUGUGAACAGCUCCAUUUCAAAUGUUAACGUAGAUACAAACUGAUGAGGAUCCAAAAUGCUUUAAAAAAAUCAUUUUACUGGCAAUGGAAUAAAUAUAUACUAGAGAUUUUACAGCCUGCUGCAUAAAUGUGUUGUGAAAUCAACAUGAAAGUCAAUUUAAAAUGCAUUUAAGAGUAAUUUCAGGAAUUAUUCUGAGUCCCCCUGCCACUGCUUACCUUUUUUGGUGACAAU
Messenger RNA from Athene cunicularia (burrowing owl), 4038 nucleotides. RefSeq names its product ras-related protein Rab-10-like. The coding region runs from base 1 to 534 and encodes 177 amino acids. Gene Ontology annotation, biological process: cellular response to insulin stimulus. The record is from RefSeq and is a predicted model, not a curated record. Gene Ontology annotation, molecular function: GTP binding; GTPase activity. The transcript has 7 exons. NCBI's taxonomy places the organism in Eukaryota, Metazoa, Chordata, Aves, Strigiformes, Strigidae. Gene Ontology annotation, cellular component: insulin-responsive compartment; Golgi apparatus; recycling endosome.